Aspergillus viridinutans is the source of this 2424-nucleotide messenger RNA. RefSeq lists its product as uncharacterized. Gene Ontology annotation, molecular function: protein binding. Bases 1 to 2424 code for a protein of 807 amino acids. The transcript is spliced from 4 exons. Lineage: Eukaryota; Fungi; Ascomycota; Eurotiomycetes; Eurotiales; Aspergillaceae. The record is from RefSeq and is a predicted model, not a curated record.
AUGUCGCUAGCUGACAAUCUUGCACAAGUUGUUUCCUUGGGACAAACGGCAUCAGAGAACGUCAAUCAUGAUGGGAAUGCCGUUAGGACGGCGAAGCGUUCUACUAGGGAGGUUUUGGUGGCACCCACGAAGAAGCCUCUUCAUUUACUGGAUUUGCCCAUGGAUGUCCUCCAGGACAUCAUAAAAGAGGUGACUCACACGAACGAUCUAACAUCACUCGCUCUGACGUGUUCUGCCCUCCAUGCUUUGGCGAUUCCCCAAAUGUACUCUCGAUUCGAUAUAGUAUGGCCCGACACUCUAUCGUCUUCGGAUCAUCCUGCUGGAGUUGACGCUCUCUCGUACGGCCUCGCAACGCUGGUGAUGGGAGAAGACUUGUUCCACGAGACUCCGUCCGCAGGCCGUUCACCUUUUAGUAUGCGGGAAUCUGCGCAGGCACCUACGCAACAAAGAACAAUGUGGCACAUGCGGCGGGGGAAUUAUUACGCCCAAUACACUCGCAAGUUCUCCGUGGGAAAUGGCCCUUUGGCAUGGGUCCAGGAAUACGCUGUGACCAAGGAGACAGGCAAGAUGCUCGGGACACUGGUUGCCCUGGCCGUGGCUCGCAUGGUGAAUUUGGAAACAUUUAUCUGGGAUAUGCCGACGGGUGUCGUGAGGGAUGUAUGGAUGGCCCUUUCGUCCUUGGCUAACCGCCCUGGGCGUGACUGCCGCCUGGAACGCGUCUGGGUUCGCUGGCAUGAUAACACUGAAAAUGCAAUGCGCCCCACGUCAGGUUUACUUCCAUCCGCCUCGGUGUCACCUUUGGUCCGAUAUUCGCAUGUUGAAUAUCCUUCUUUAUCGAUACUGCCGCCUCUGAAAAGCCUCAGUGUGCUCGACAUCGAUGAACCGUCCUAUCUGGAAGAAAUGGCCGUACUCAUUGAUCGCUCUCGAGAUCGUCUGACUGAGCUGCGAAUUGGGAUAUCCUCAAGAGUAUACCAGUGCGAUUGGCUGAAACCUCGAAGUGCCCCUUCUGCGCAGGAGGAUGCAUCCGACGAUCUCGCACAUAAUUGGCCUAAGGCUGGCGGUGUGCUGGAAAUUCUCUCAGGAAAGUGGCAAGAUUAUCUCGGUCACAGGGAGACCUCUGUACAGCCUUCCCCGAUUAAGAAAGGCAGCGAGCAGGAGGCACCCCUUUUUACCGGGGAGCAAGUGAUGUCGCACAACGAGUUGAUUGAAACAAUCUCUGAUGGCGAUAGUACUAGUUCAGAGUCCCACUCACCGAAUCAUCUGACGGGGAAUAAGGUCGCUGCUUCAACUACAAGACGGGCUGUCCCUGAGAGGUCGGACAAGCUGCCCUCGGCAUCUUGCUACAGCACAUCUCGUACAGAAACGGCAUCUGACCGAAUUCUGAGGCUAGAGAUUCUUGAAUUGGAGCGCGUUUUCAUAUGCAUUCCUGUGAUUCUACAAGUCAUUGACUGGACACGAGUCACCACAUUGACUAUUCUUCGCUGUGACGGGCAUGAAAAGCUUUGGAGGGCGCUCCGUCGACAAUAUGCCCCUUCGGCUUUUCGAAACACUCCAAAUUAUGCGAAGAAUCAGGAUGAUCAGGCUUCUCAGUCUGAGUAUCCUCUAAGGAUAAAGCACAUUCAUACGGACUCUGUCUCCCCUUACCUAUUGCUAUUCAUCAAGGACGCCAUCGCCCGUAACACACUGGAAACCAUCUUUCUGCACGAGGCCCCCCUGUAUGACUCUAUUGUCCAUAUUGAGGCAAUCUACAGGAAUAUCAUACGGGCCCACCGCCUGAGUCUGAAAAAGAUCUUGAUCGACAGCACCGAGCGGUCGCCCAACGGAACUGAGGUGGGCACCAGUCGUUGGCGCAAGUGGAUGUUCACACGUAGAAUGAUCUCUUUCAUUACCAGCGGGCGCAUGUCAAAGCUGCGUGAGCUGUCCAUGACAAUCAAUUCCAAGGACUGGCACUAUUUCCUUCAACGACUUCCCUACAUCCCUCAUCUCCGUGCUCUUCACAUCCCGCACAUUGCCAAUCCUGUUCAUCGGAGCCCCAAAGAAUUGGGGUUGCAGAUCUUGGAUAUCGUGACUAUCCGACCAGAGGUUGGGAUCGGCUACAUUGGAAUUCAAUCCAAGUGCUAUGAGAUCGUCGAGAGCAAGCACGGCGACAAGGAUGAUGACCUAGAUGAUACAGACGAUAACCACAGCGAAGGGUUUGUUCCAGGGGGCGGACCGUGGCCAGCGUCCGACAUGAAUGAGAGCGAGGAUGAAGACGGGAUGGACAGCGUCAUGGAGUCCAGCUCCGAGCUGUCCGACUACGGGACUUCAUCUGAUGACGAAUCCAGCUCUGACUGUACACGAUCACGGACGACGUUCAGGCUCAGAGAAAUCUUGUUUUAUGAUGAUAAAAUUGCCAUAUUUAAAGCGAGACACGGUGUUCUGUAG